Molecule: messenger RNA, 2977 nt
Organism: Arachis ipaensis
Lineage: Eukaryota; Viridiplantae; Streptophyta; Magnoliopsida; Fabales; Fabaceae
Source: RefSeq, a predicted model, not a curated record
AGUAACAGUAAGUUAAUUAAUUGGAAAUUAAAUAUAAUGUAAUAUAAUUGUUUUUUUGUUUUUUAUGUUCGGGCCUCAAUUAGGUGAAAAAUUUGAAUGGGCCUGGAAAAAUUUUAUACCCAAAAGAAAAAAAGAAGAGAACCUAACCCGUCAGCAUCUUCCACACCCUCCGUCACUUGUGAAGUUACCCCCAACCCCCUGUAUGAAGUAAAGCAAAUUAGUACCAAAUUGAAACUCUAGCCGUAGCUUACGUUGAGUUCAAAGUUCGCCGGUCGUCUGUCUAUGUAGCUUCCCUAGUGAUCGAAGUAUUCAGCCCGUCUUCGCGGUCACCGAUCACAGCUGCUACUUCGAGCUCGGCCUCCGUCGUCGUUGUCUUCUCAGGCGCACUUCAGCCAGUGUCUGUUUGCCGUUCACGUUUGCGUCUUCAUUCAGAGGUCGUCUUCGUGCCCGUUCUCCGCCGCUGACGUUCACCCGGCAUUCACCGUUCACAUUCAGUCUCUGUUCACGGUUUGAGUUCACAUUCCCAGUCGUCCAGAAGCGACGCCUCUCUCCUGCCAAUGCUGGGACCUAACUGAGCGCUCCACCUGGCCGUCAAACUGCUCUCUUUUGUCGCCUGGGUGAGUUCCCUAACACCCGCCACCAGACAAUACACCCAGACAAGACGAAUAUUCUGCUUCAAACUCUGCAACUUCUGAUUUCUAUUAUAAUAAGUAGAGUAUUUCAAUGGAGGUGACUCUGAGCGAGGAGGAUGCUGAUUGUGGAGGGAGUGAAAGUGAUGCAUAUGAGGAUGAAUGUUCUGAGUUGGAAGACCUCGCCGGACUGAGUGUGGAUGACAUCCUGAAGAAGGUAUGGUUCAGCAUUGAUAAUACAUAUGAGUUCUAUCGGGGGUUUGGAAAACUACAUGGAUUUGGGGUGCGAAAGGGUGACUCCGGAAAAGAUUGUAAGGGGAAUUUGGUUAGGUAUAGGUUUUUUUGUAACAAGGAAGGCUUGAGGAAACAUAAACACUACGACAGGGUUGACAGAACGAGGGUACACAAACCGGAGACAAGAACUAACUACAAGGCAAUGUUAUUGGUUUAUUUAGAUAAAAAUGAUAAGUAUUGGAAGGUUAGGAAGUUAGUUACCGAACACAAUCACGAGCUGACACCGGCAGGAAUUGUGCACAUGAUUGCCAAUCAUCGUGGGUUAACGGAAGUAGCAAAGAGUCAAAUAGUUGGGAUGCAAGCGCAUGGUAUUGCAACGUCUAAGAUUGUAGGGUACAUGGCUGGUAUGGCCGGUGGCUAUUCGUUGUUGGGAUUCCUGAAGAAGGAUGUCUAUAACUAUGCUGACAAACGGCGGCAUAUUAAAAUAACUGAUGGUGAUGCGAAUUCUGCAUUAGUGUAUCUAGAGGGAAAAGCCGAAUCAGACCCCAUGGCAAUCGCAAAAUAUAAUGUGAUUAGUGACAACAGGCUCGCAAAUCUGAUUUGGGCGGACGGAUCUAACUGAGUCGAUUACCAAUACUUUGGUGAUGUAUUGGCGUUCGAUUCAACCUACAAGAAAAAUAAAUACAAGAGACCGAUUGUGAUUUUUCUGGAUCAAACAAUCAUAAGCAGACCACUAUCUUCGGGUUCGGGUUGUUGCUUGAUGAAAGUCUGGCAUCCUAUCGGUGGAUGCUGGAGAAUUUGAUGGAGAUCAUGUGUAGUAAGAAGCCGUCUGUAGUGGUGACUGACGGGGACAAAGCUAUGAUAAAAGUAGUUUCUGAAGUCCUCCCCGAGUCGACGCAUCGUUUGUGUGCAUGGCAUGUGGAGAAGAAUGUCACAUCAAAUGUGAAGGAUGCAGAUUUACGUGGGCUGUUUAGAAGAUGGUUGUACGUGGAGAUGGCGAUAGAGGACUUUGAAUCGGAAUGGGAGCAGGCCACCGAUGAGUAUGGCCUACGCGAGAAGCAGUGGUCAUGCCAGAUGUAUGAUAAAAAGGAGAUGUGGGCAAGUGCUUAUCUGCGUGACAAGUUCUGUGCUGGCUAUCGGAUUACAUCCCGCUGUGAAGGAAUUAAUGCAUAUGUGAACAAGUUUUCGAAGUCCACCCACACAAUUUUGGAGCUGGUGCAGAGCUUAGAUAUGGUUGCCCGCGAGUAUCAAAUAAGGAGAUGCUGCUCCAGUUUCAAUCCAUAAACUCGGUUCCGGUUAUGACAACAUGCCUCAGAAGUAUUGAACGACAUGCCGCUUCAGUGUACACCAGAGAAGUGUUUGGUGAUGUUAAGAAGCAGAUCGAUGGGGUUGGUGCAUUGAUCCUAAUUAGCAAAAGGAGGAUCAUGAAUACAAUUGUAUACACCCUGGAGGAGUACGAGGAACCUGAUGUUCACAUAAUGUCGUCCUUCGGUCGGUCAACUGGGAAGUUAAGUUGCCAAUGUAAUUUCUGGAAGAAGCAUGGUUAUCCAUGCAAGCACAUGUUCUUCGUCAUGAAGGCAGAGCACCUAAAGGAGAUACGCGAUAAGAUCGUUCUGCGGAGGUGGAGAACUGAUGCAAAGUCCCUUGAGCAAUACACAGAAAAUUGGGGAGACGUUAGCGAGUGUGGUGUCAUCCUCCGUCAUGGGCACUCCAUUCCGCCUCGCAGUAGAUGUUUUUCCUGGGGGCACAAAGGUUGUCCAUGUUCCAAAAGGCAAUGUGUGGAAUUGAAUCGUUAUGAAAAGACCUCGAGUUAGAUUAUAGGGCAUUUCGUACUGGGGUUCGACGGAGCGACGAACACGUGGGUGAAGGUAAUCUUGUCGUGAGGGAUCCAGUUGUUUCUAAGGCAAAGGGGGCCCCAAAACUUGCAAAGAAGAAGGCACUUGGUAAAAGGAGGCAAUGCACCGGCUGUAAGGGUGAACAGCGUCAACAGCCGGAUUUACGUGACAAUGCAUUUGAGGGGGACGACGUAUACAGGCCGGACCGGGUUAGUUAUUUUAUUUGUAUGUUUUAUUAAACUACUUCUCUACCUGCAACAUCCUUUUGUUAACUAGUAU